ACCACAGUAGUAAGCAGACUGGAACAGGAAGUGAUGGACUGUUAUUGUGUGUGAGCUUUGGAAGGUGCUUCUUAAAACUUUCCUAUUUCACAAACAUGUUUAUUGUUCAGGUGGGUGUGUUAUUGAUAGCGUUGACAUAUUACGCCAAUGCUCAAACGUCUGUUGUCGCUGUGAACACCACCAUCCCUGGUUCAGAGCAGAGCGCAAGCGGCUUGAGGCAACUCGCCGUGGCAGUGGUGCCUCAGUCGUCCGUGUUUCACUCCAGUCUCCGUUCACAGUUCUCUCUCAACCUGUUGUCGGCGUUUCCAGAAGAUCUGGAGGUCAGCAAUUACUGCGUCGCGCUGCUGGCUAUCUUUGGGCAACGAUAUUCAACGUAUGUUAAUUGUUUGGUGUCCGCCGCGCGCCCUGUCAAAGUGUGCCAAAACUGUUAUGGCACCUACGGCAACCUUAUGGAAAUCUACAAAAACAUAUCAGACCAGAUGGGCCCAGGGAAUGUGAGCUGCAGAGACAGCCUACUGCGUUCUGAUAGGCUGAUGUUGGUGUUCCUGCUCUACAGUAACCUGGAGGACAUCUGGACCGCUUCAGAAUGUAACCGUUGUGUAAGCCUGAGACACUACAGCCUGACCAAUGACACCCUUUACUUCAUGGAAACUCUGAACCAGUCCCUCAGCUGCUUCGAGAAGUACCAGAAGCAGGGUAACCACUCAGAGCUUUGUACGGAAUGUAAGGCCACAUACAGAGGACUGAAUGAGCUGUACAGCCGCAUGGAGAAGAAUCACACCCUCUGCAUCGACAUCGAGGACUCUAUGAAUAUGACCCGUAUACUAUGGAGCAAGGAUUUCAAUUGUUCUUUCCCCCGGGCGGAGACUGUUCCUGUCAUCGCCGUGUCCAGCUUCAUGCUCUUUCUGCCCAUCAUCUUCUACUUGAGCAGCUUCCUUCACUCGGAACAAAAGAAACGCAAGCUCAUACACCCCAAACGAGCCAAGUCCAACCCCAGGUUCAUUAACAUCCAGGACAAGUUCAGCUGAGGAGAGUGAGAGAUGGAAGAGAAUGAGGAGAAGAUAGAUCAGAUAAUGACUUUAUUAUCCCCGUGGGGAAAUUUUGGUUGUCGCUCUGUGCAUACAUAAACAUAUAAUCAACAAUAGACAAAGUACAUACAGUAUACAGACAAUACAGGUAGAAAAGUACAGUUCAUGAGUGAUCAGUGAUCUUCCAUACACUAUAGACAACAGAACACACUGUCAACUACAAUGUUAGAUAUAGGCCACACAGGAGGUUGGUGGCACCUUAAAUGGGGAGGAUGAGCUCGUGGUAAUGGCUGGAGCGGAAUAGGUGGAAUGGUAUCAGUCAUUCCAUUGACUCCGUUCCAGUCAUUAUUAUGAGCCGUCCUCCCCUCAGCAGCCUCCACUGAUAGGCCAGCCCGAUGCUCCUACUUGUGGUUUAAACAUUCAGGAACCUUACUACCGCUUGGACAAAGGAUAUUUUGGCUCUAUUCCUUUGGUUUUCUGUAACGUCUCCUCGAGCAGAGUAGCUAAAAUUCCUGAUAAAGAGGAUGUCUGGAGUCCAUCAGUACCUUGUGGGGUUUUUAGGGCUCUUAUAUCAUAAAUGACCUCCAGACCUGUCUGCUUGAACUCUAGCACCUUACUAGCAGAGCUUACAAUUUCUCUGCGAGACAUAAUAAAAAAAAAAAAAACCUUUAUGUAACUAGGCAAGUCAGUUAAGAACAAAUUUUUAUUUACAAUGACUGCCUACCCCAGACGACAUUGGGCUAAUUGUGCGCUGCUCUAUGGGACACCUAAUCACGACCGGAUGUGAUAGACUGGAUUCGAACCAGGGACUGUAGUGAUGCCUCUUGCACUGAGAUGCAGCGCCUUAGACCGCUUGCGCCACUCAGGAGCGGAAAUUACAAUUUCCGUACCAGACAAAGAGGAAGAAUUUUUGUUGUCCAAAACCGCACCUGGAUACAAAUGUAACAUGUAAUUUCAUCUAUGGCUGUGGUUUCAGCCAGGGGUGUAUUCAUUACGUCUUGCAACAGAAACCGUUUAAGAACCAAACGGGAGCUAAUUUAAUGGAACUAGGAGGGACCUACCUGAAUUUGUCCAAUAUAAACUCUUUGUUUUCAUUGCAAAACGUUUUCCAUUUGACUUAAACGUUUUUAAAAAAUUCAAAUGGAAAACGUUUUGCAAUGAAAACAAAGAGUUUUGUUUUAUUUUUGCUGAAAUGAUAUUUGAACCCCCUAGCCCCACCUCACCCAUUGCUUCUACAAUGAAAGUCUGGAGAUUAACCAUAAUGCCUACUGAUUUAUCAGUAAUGGGUAGUUGAAGUAUAUUUUUGUGUGCAUUAUUAUUUUGUUUGGUGACUAGAUGUACUCUGCUGUGAAAGACAGACGACAAACAGGCAGAAAGCACUUGAUGUCUAUUAGUUGUGACGUAUGCCUGCCGUGUAGAAGUGGAUAACAGCUGAGAUGGAGACAUUUUUAAAAUAAAUGUUGUUUUUUUAAACAGCAAGGUGAAAGCACUCCAUGAUAUCACAGAAGGCAGAGUGAGACAGCUCUUUCAACCCUAUUUGUUUUUUUGUUGCACUGUUAAUGUCUUUGUCCUUUCCCACUGGUUAUCACAUGCUGGACUUGUUUUUUGUGUUAUAUUUGUUUUUGUUAUAUUUGAUAAUGUGAGUAGUUUGUGGCAAUAGAUGCAAUUUGUUGUAAUUAUGUAUCUGUAUAUUUGCCUUAUAGAAGUGGCUUCCCUUUUGCUUAAAGAUACAUUUCACAAACUAGGCCUAUUUCAGCUGCAGUAGGGUUUUUACUGACCAAUAACACUGUGCCAACUACCGUUUCUAGUUUUUUAAGAUGUGUUAAAGUAACUGUUACUUUGUUACAGGUGUAAAAUCCCUCUUUUGUAGCACUUGUCAAAAAUUGUACAGGAUGCUUUAGGCCUACUUUUCAGAAUCACUGUCAGAUACAAUUAAUUCGUCACGCAAAACCCUAGAUAUGCUACUUUCUAUUUGACUUGUCACAUAUUCCACUAGAUUCAUAUAAAUAUAAUUAGCAUAAUACAAAUAAUCCCAUCAAUCUCAUUUAAAUAAAUAAAACAUUUACAAGCCA
This is a messenger RNA of Oncorhynchus nerka (sockeye salmon), 3100 nucleotides long. It is a transcript of the gene ostm1, whose product is annotated as osteoclastogenesis associated transmembrane protein 1. Lineage: Eukaryota; Metazoa; Chordata; Actinopteri; Salmoniformes; Salmonidae. The transcript is spliced from 6 exons. The coding region runs from base 96 to 1028 and encodes 310 amino acids. Gene Ontology annotation, cellular component: cytosol. The record is from RefSeq and is a predicted model, not a curated record.